UUCUCGCUUUUGGUUGGCUGAGACGACGAAACCAGUCAGCUCCAGCAGUCGAAAUCGCGAUGACCGAUUAGUACCUACAGCGAGCGGUAGCGCGUUCUGUUCCAUACCGAGUGGCGAGACGGUAUCUGGACUUGGAUCUGGUUGAGUGAUUGUUAUAGGAUAAGAGCAAAGCCCAAUAAAAUUCGUAUCGUGCAGAUAACUUCGUUGUAGGUAUUUUGCGUGAAUUGCCAGGUGUAGAAAAACAAUAUAGAAAGUGAUAAAGCAUACAGCAGGCUGUGAACUACUCAAGGCCCAAAGGCCUACUUGGUGGGUGUGUGAGGAGAUUCGCAAAGAAAGUGAUCGGCUGUAGCUAAGGAGAUCUAGAUACCUGACGGGCAUACAUCACGCGAGAAGGUUCCGCCAUCAUGGCUUCAUCGUCGCAGCAGAGUACCCAGCACCAUCAUCCCCCGGAUGUCGGGAACUAUUUGAACAACUUCAGGAACCUUCUCGGACCCGGCAUGAGCGAUCUGACCGACAUGACCAAACGCUAUGGACCAGCUUUUCCGAACCCCAAGGAUAGCCACGUGACUCCGGCGGACCUGAAGCGACUGGUGAUGGCCAGCGAGCGGAUACAGACGUUGAUUGAGACGGAAUCGGAUGGUGAUCCGGGUAAGAAAAAGGAACUCAUCAACAACAUUAAGGCUAUCCUGGACGAAAUAGGAUUGGACGAAAGUUUACCCAUCAUUCGCACGCUGGGUACGAUUCUGAAUUUUAUCUUCGGUCGGAUACUGACCGGGCUGCACGUGAAUGAGACUAAACUGCAACAGCUCAAAUCGAAAUUCGGAAAACAAGCGGUUCUCUACCUGCCGUCUCAUCGGAGCUAUGGUGAUUUCAUCCUGAUGUCGUACGUGUCGUUCUGUUACAACAUAGCCAUCCCUGGCAUUGCUGCCGGUAUGGAUUUCCACUCGAUGGCCUUCAUGGGUAGUGUACUGCGCAGCACCGGAGCAUUCUACAUGCGACGCACCUUCGGUAAUGAUGCAAUCUACUGGGCGGUUUUCAAGGAAUACAUGCGGCAGCUGGUGCGGGUGUUCGACAACGGAGUGGAGUUUUUCGUUGAGGGAACGCGGAGCCGGAGUAAUAAGGCGCUGGCGCCAAAGAUAGGGCUGUUGUCUAUGGCACUGGAGCCGCUGUUUAUGGGAGAAAUUCCGGAUGUGCUGGUCGUACCGGUUAGUGUGUCCUACGAUAGACCACUGGAGGAGCAGUUAUUCGUUUACGAGUUGAUUGGAGUUCCGAAACCUAAAGAAUCUACCAAAGGACUGCUGAAGGCAAUGAGCAUCCUCAAGGAAAACUAUGGGUCUAUCUAUUUUGAAUUUGGAGAACCAAUUUCAGUGAAAGAGUACUUUGGUCAGCAGUUGGAUCGAUUCCAGCAUGCUGUAAAUCCCAGCCAUGUGCAGACCCUUACCAAAUCUGAACUCGGGAUGAUUCAGAAUCUCGCAUUUGAUGUAGUUCAUCUACAACAGCAGAAGAUCGUUUUAACCACGUUCCACCUGAUAUCGAUCUACUACAAUUAUAAAAAGUAUCUUGGACAAUCGAUUACUCUCCCAGAACUUAUCGAAGGUCUCAGCAACCUGCUGGAUAUCUUUAAGGACCUUGGUGCAGUAACGACGAUCCAAAAGACCGGAAAUCCAGAACUAGAUCACCAUCUGAUACGGUCGAGCGUCAAGGAAGCCCUAGCCGUACAUCGAAACAUUCUUCAAAUGACCCGGGAUGAGGUCCUAACGAUAGCCAAAUCCAAUCACGACUUCAGUCAAGUAGACAAACGAAAACUGAAAGGCCACAACCUCUCGGAUGUGGUCAUGAAACUAUCGGUGCCAAUUUUUACACUCCAGCUGUACUGCAAUCCGUGUCUUCAUUGGCUGGCCCAGCCGGCAUUGGUAUUGCUCGUGGUCAAACACCUGUCGCGGCAGAGUAGACUGAUGGUGCAGAUCGACGCCUUGCAGCGAGCAGUAGGCGAACUGAGAAACCUAUUCGCCGGAGAAUUUGUCUUCCACUCGAGGCGAGAGCAGGAAGAUUUUGACCAAUCUCUGAGACACCUAGUUGAGUUUGGUCUUCUGGAACGGAUAACUGAAGAUGUUCGAUUAGCUGGCAAUGGAGAUGGCGAAUAUGUCUAUCUCAGCUUGAUCGGACCGUUCCUCUGUUGCUACUUGCAAGUUACUACCGUGCUUAUGAACCAGUUCUUCAACGUGUCCUUCAAGGAGAAAGACUAUCUAGCCAAAGUUCAAGAGCUGGUGGAACAGCUUUUACUCCGAAAAGCUCGAAAUGUGCAUCCGUACUGCUUAUCGUUGGACAGCAUCAAUCUGGCACUUCAUUCUCUAGUCAGCCUCGGUGCCAUCCGGAAGUCGAAAGAAAACAACGUCACCAUGUUCACGGCUGACUCGCUCCGUGUUCGAACCCUUAACGGCAUGCUGCGGUCGUACUGCGACCUGCUCCCGUUCGAAUACCUGACCUUCCAGGGGGCCGUCACCGAGGCCAAGUUGUAGAAUUUGCUUUCCUGGCCAGCCGAUCUGGUGUCCCGGGUGCUGGCCCCACCGAGGAACCUCUUCCAGCUGGUCCGGCUACUGUUGACGGUAGCGUGGCAGUUGCUGCAGACUGUCCUACGCUUCGGUAGGCUCAUCGGUCUCAAGGUCUGGGGAAUGGUGCUGCCACCCCCGCCGGAUCAUCGCAGGAUUUAGUGAUAGUUUACCCACCUGAUGCAGGUGUGACCAUAGAAUGAUUCUUGCUGAUAUCAUUUCCUUUGAAACUCAAAUUGAGCAUCCUAAUUUUAGAGAAAAUGACAGAAUUUCGACAUGAUUUCAGCAAGCAUCAUUCCAGUGGCAAAUGUUUGUAUGACUUUCAUUCGAAAGCUGUAUUAUUUCAAACCAGUCAGACAUAAUGAGUAAAUUUACGUGAAAUAGCUAAUAUAGGUAGUCUCUUAAGAAAGACGAAAUACAUUACAAUUAACUGUGGGCAAAGUGCAGUUUUUUUUACCAUAAUUAAGUACUCAAUUAGUAAUAAGUAGAAAACAUGCAUGCAUCUGUGUUGAAAAGUUAUUGUGUUGUGGGUUUACAUACUUGUACUAUGCUUGUAAGGGAAAUUGUGUCAUAAGUAAUAAACUAAACUGUUUAAAUUAUUUUUA
Molecule: messenger RNA, 3154 nt
Organism: Aedes albopictus (Asian tiger mosquito)
Lineage: Eukaryota; Metazoa; Arthropoda; Insecta; Diptera; Culicidae
Gene: Dhap-at
Product: dihydroxyacetone phosphate acyltransferase
Exons: 6
Coding region: 405-2519 (704 amino acids)
Biological process (GO): phospholipid biosynthetic process; ether lipid biosynthetic process; triglyceride biosynthetic process
Cellular component (GO): mitochondrial membrane; peroxisomal membrane
Molecular function (GO): glycerol-3-phosphate O-acyltransferase activity; glycerone-phosphate O-acyltransferase activity
Source: RefSeq, a predicted model, not a curated record